Molecule: messenger RNA, 2556 nt
Organism: Euleptes europaea (tarantolino)
Lineage: Eukaryota; Metazoa; Chordata; Lepidosauria; Squamata; Sphaerodactylidae
Gene: WWP2
Product: WW domain containing E3 ubiquitin protein ligase 2
Exons: 23
Coding region: 1-2538 (845 amino acids)
Biological process (GO): protein K63-linked ubiquitination; ubiquitin-dependent protein catabolic process; regulation of monoatomic ion transmembrane transport
Molecular function (GO): ubiquitin protein ligase activity; protein binding
Source: RefSeq, a predicted model, not a curated record
AUGGCCUCUGCAGGCGCACUUGGAGAGAAGUCUCCGCUAACUGUGAAAGUGGUGUCGGCAAAGCCCAAGGUGCACAGCCGCCAGUCUCGGAUCAGCUCCUUUGUGGAGGUGGCAGCAGACGGGCUCAGCAGCGAGACCAAGAAAACGGGGAAACGGAUCGGGAGCUCGGAGGUCCUCUGGAACGAAAGCCUCAUACUGAACGUCACGGCCCAGAGCCUCCUCGAGGUGAAGCUGUGGAGCUGCCACACCCUCCGGAACGAGCUGCUGGGCACCGCCUCCGCCAGCCUCGCCAGCCUGCUGCAACAGAGCAGGGGGAAAGGGGAGAACAAGCCGCUGAGGCUGGACCUGCAGAUGGAGCACAAAGGCAGCCUUGUCUCGGGAGGGGAGGUGACCGUCUUCCUGGAUGGGCCUGCUGUCGAUGCAGGCAGCGUGCCCAAUGGCAGCCUUGUGGCAGAGGGGUGCCAGCUGAGCGACAGGGAGCCCGGGGGCACGGCUUCCUCUCCCGAGGGCAGGCACCAGGCCCCUGGCACCAGUUGCUUUGGGAGCAGGUCCAGGGGCCAGAGACACGCUGCCGGAGGGGCUGGGCAGAGCUUGGCGAAUGGCGAGCAGAGCCCCAGAGCCGGGCAUUCGCAGCUGGGCAAGAGCCAGGCUGGCACAGGGAAUGGCACAGCAAAUGGAGAGUCUGCCGGUCCAGCCCCCAGUGCUGAAGAGGAGGAGACCGGGAGCCCCCAUCCCGUCACUGCUGGGGACCCUGUGGGGGCGGAGGACCCAGCCCCCUGCUCAGGGGCCCCUGCUUCCCAGCUGGCAGCACAAGCCCUGGAGAUGCUGCCCUCGGGGUGGGAGCAGCGGGAGCUGCCCAACGGGAGAGUGUAUUACGUGGACCACAACACCAAGUCUACCACCUGGGAGCGGCCCCUUCCCCCCGGCUGGGAGAAGCGGGUGGAUCCUCGCGGCAGGUACUACUACGUGGACCACAACACUCGGAGCACCUCCUGGCAGCGCCCCACGGCUGAGUACGUGCGCAGCUACGAGCAGUGGCGCAGCCAGCGCAGCCAGCUACAGGGGGCCAUGCAGCAGUUCAGCCAGAGGUUCCUCUACCAGUCUUCAGGCACCCCGUCUGACAAUGACCCGCUCGGCCCCCUCCCUCCUGGCUGGGAAAAGAGGCAGGACAACAGACGAGUUUACUAUGUGAACCACAACACCCGCACCACACAAUGGGAGGACCCCCGCACCCAGGGGAUGAUCCAGGAACCAGCGCUGCCACCCGGCUGGGAGAUGAAAUAUACGAGCGAAGGAGUGUGUUACUUUGUGGACCACAACACUCGCACAACCACUUUCAAAGACCCCCGCCCUGGAUUCGAGUCUGGGAGUAAGCAAGGGGGCUCCCCUGGUGCCUACGACCGGAGCUUCCGCUGGAAAUACCACCAGUUUCGGUUCCUUUGUCAUUCGAACGCGUUGCCCAGCCACGUCAAGAUCAGCGUCUCGCGGCAAACGCUUUUUGAGGAUUCGUUCCAGCAGAUCAUGAACAUGAAGCCAUAUGAUCUUCGUCGCCGGCUGUACAUCAUCAUGCGUGGGGAGGAGGGCCUGGAUUACGGCGGCAUUGCCAGGGAGUGGUUCUUCCUGCUGUCCCACGAAGUGCUCAACCCCAUGUACUGCCUCUUCGAAUAUGCCGGCAAGAACAACUACUGCCUGCAGAUCAACCCCGCCUCCUCCAUCAACCCCGACCACCUCACCUACUUCCGCUUCAUUGGCCGGUUCAUCGCCAUGGCUCUGUACCAUGGCAAGUUCAUUGACACAGGCUUUACGCUCCCUUUCUACAAGCGGAUGCUGAACAAGCGGCCCACCCUGAAGGACCUGGAGUCCAUCGACCCCGAGUUCUACAAUUCCAUCAUGUGGAUCAAAGAGAACAACCUGGAGGAGUGCGGCUUGGAGCUCUACUUCAUCCAGGACAUGGAGAUACUGGGCAAGGUGACCACCCAUGAGCUGAAGGAGGGCGGGGAAAGCAUCCGGGUCACCGAGGAGAACAAGGAGGAGUACAUCAUGUUGCUGACAGACUGGCGGUUCACCCGCGGCGUGGAGGAGCAGACCAAGGCCUUCCUGGACGGCUUCAACGAGGUGGCCCCCCUGGAGUGGCUGCGCUACUUCGAUGAGAAGGAGCUGGAGCUGAUGUUGUGCGGCAUGCAGGAGAUUGACCUGAGUGACUGGCAGAAGAACACCAUCUACCGGCAUUACACCAAAAACAGCAAGCAGGUGCAGUGGUUCUGGCAGGUAGUCAAGGAGAUGGACAACGAGAAGAGGAUCCGGCUGCUGCAGUUUGUGACGGGGACGUGCCGCCUGCCCGUGGGGGGCUUUGCCGAGCUGAUUGGUAGCAAUGGGCCUCAGAAGUUUUGCAUCGAUAAAGUGGGCAAGGAGACGUGGCUGCCCCGGAGCCACACGUGCUUCAACCGCCUGGACCUGCCUCCCUACAAGAGCAUCGAGCAGCUGAAAGAGAAGCUCCUUUACGCCAUCGAGGAGACGGAGGGCUUUGGGCAGGAAUGAGGGAGGGCCCUGGGGCAG